Mytilus californianus (California mussel) is the source of this 3913-nucleotide messenger RNA. Its product is annotated as adiponectin receptor protein-like. Bases 280 to 1458 code for a protein of 392 amino acids. Gene Ontology annotation, cellular component: plasma membrane. The transcript is spliced from 8 exons. Gene Ontology annotation, biological process: adiponectin-activated signaling pathway. The record is from RefSeq and is a predicted model, not a curated record. Lineage: Eukaryota; Metazoa; Mollusca; Bivalvia; Mytilida; Mytilidae. Gene Ontology annotation, molecular function: signaling receptor activity.
CGUCAGCACAUAUUGUGAUCGUGUGAUCAAUGGUCAACAAGACAAUGUUUACAUUAAAUAACACAUAAAAAUCAGCUAUUGUCUACAAAAUUGAAAUUUAUUAUGAAAAUAUCGUCAAUUUCGCACUCCUUUAUGACGUCAUUUACCAGCUAGAAGGCGCACCUGUAUCCCUGCUCUAUUCAAGUUCCAGCACUUUUAGAAUAGUCAUUCUGCAGGGAAGACCGUAGUCUAGAAAUAAUUUAUAUUCCAAUAAAAGAAGAUAUUAACUGAAACAUCAUAAUGGCUUCUAUAGCUGUAAUAGAUUCAGCUGUUGUAGAUCCAUCUCCUAUUGUGUCACAGCCAUUGACGGUACCAGAAAUUGACAUCGCCUACGAAUCUGAUGUAUCAGAAGAUCUGAACUCCACUGCUUCACACGUCAAAGAAGCUUUUACUAAGUCAGAAAAAGGAAAGCUUCUUAAACGUAGAGAGAGACAUUUUUCUCAUGUAUCUGACUCAGGAGAAGAGGAAAAUGAAAUAGAGCACAAAACAUCCCGGCUUGACUUCCUAGCUGGGCCAUGUAAGGCUGCUGAACAUGCAGAGGAGUUUGUAAAACGUGUAUGGGAAGCUGGAUGGAGGGUUGUAAACCAUCAUAGUCUACCAGACUGGUUACAAGAUAAUGACUUUUUACACAAAGGACACAGAGUUCCAACAAAUUCAUUUAGAGAAUGUUUUAAAUCCAUAUUUAGGAUUCAUACAGAAACUGGAAAUAUAUGGUCCCAUUUAUUAGGUAUGAUAGCUUUCAUGGGGAUAGCCGGGUAUUUUUUAACUCGUCCAUCAGUAGAGAUCCAGUGGCAGGAAAAGGCUGUUUUCUCCGCAUUCUUUGCUGGUGCAAUUUUGUGUUUAGGAUUUUCAUGGCUGUUUCACACAGUGUUCAAUCAUUCAGAGAAAGUUGGCAAGCUGUUUAAUAAAUUGGACUAUUGUGGAAUUGCCAUACUGACUAUGGGAUCAUUUGUACCUUGGCUAUACUACAGUUUUUACUGUCGUCUUGUACCAAAAAUAGCAUAUUUGGUACUCAUCUUUGUUUUAGGGACUAUAUGCAUUGUUGUUUCUCUCUUUGAUAAGUUCAGGGAGCCACAAUUCAGAGGAAUUAGAGCAGGAAUGUUUAUAGCGCUUGGAUUAAGUGGAGUGAUUCCAGCCUUACAUUUUGUAAUAUCAGAUGGGUUUGACCAUGCUGUGAACUACGCCUCGCUAGGCUGGCUUUCUCUUAUGGCUGUACUGUAUAUUGUGGGGGCUCUCAUUUAUGCAUUCAGAGUACCAGAAAGAAUAUUUCCAGGAAAAUUUGACAUUUGGUGUCAGAGUCAUCAAAUAUUUCAUGUAUUUGUUCUGGCCGCAGCUUUUGUUCAUUACCAUGGUAUAACACAGAUUGCUAGUUACCGUUUAACACUUGGAGAUUGUCUUGCUACAGAUAUUAGUAGUUAGAUAGAAACAGAGGAUUGUAGGAUAGGGGAAAUGUUAUACGAGAGUUUCUGACUGGUGUGAUACAGAUUUUUAGCCCUCCAUGAUGAGUGGUUACAUGCUGUUAUGUUUUAUUGUUUCCACUUAGAUAUUGAUUCAACACUGAGGACACAUAUCAUUAUUUAUUAUAUUGUACAGUUAAGUGGUUUUAUACUCGUCUUUAAAAAAAAAUUAAAAUAAUGGAGUGAAUCAUUUGAAUAAGAAUAGUAGUAUAAUUUCAGAGAACUACUCGAUUGAAUUAUGAAUUACUUUACAGAAAACAAAGAGAAAAGAGCAAAUUUUGAUUCAGUUUACUUCAUUGUUUUCAUGUUAUUAUUAUAUAAAUGAUAACUUAAUAUACACAAAUGAAAUAAUACUAGAGUAACUCUAUAGAUCUGAACAUUUCUAAUUUUAUUUGUCAGAAUAAUUGUCAGUAAAAAUAGGUUAUUCCCGAAAUCUUUUGAUACAUGUACAACAUUAGCAUUGAUUAGGAAAAUGAUGUUUGUAAAUAUUGUUUGUCAAGAACGAGUUUAUUUAGUCAGUUAAUUUUAUUUUAUCAUUUUAUGUUUUCCUCAUAUAUUUGUAUAUACACAAGUGAAUUAACUAAUUGAUCUUUAAAAAAAUCCAAUUUAAAGUGCUUUAUCAUUAUUAUUUGUUUUCACAAUAUGAAAAAAACUUGACUUCUUUUACCAAAGAAGCUAGUUUGCUAACUUUCAUUUGUCAAUUAAUUAUUAUUCUAUGAAGACAAUUUUGAUAUUAUGAAAAGAAACAGUAAAACUAGUAUAAGAGGUAUACCUUGUUGUAAAAGUACAAAAUUGAGGAACAAAAACUUUAGAGUGCACCAUAGAUUUUGGCCUUUCCAUUACUGAAGUGACUUCUAUAGAUGAAGGAGAGACAUGUGUUUAAGUUAACUAAAACAGUUCCUACUAAAUUGUUGAUAAAUAUCCUCUUCACAUUGUUCUUACAAAUUGUAUUAAUAUAUUUGAGUUAAUGAACUUGAUUGAUUAAAGAAAUUUUGAUUUAUUUAUCAAUGAUUUAAAAAUUAAAUUACCAACAACCCAGAGCAUAAUGGUUUUUAUAUUGUUCAAUUUGAAAAUCAUACAUGUGUUUUCAUAUUUUUUCAUUUAGUUAUUCAAUAUUGUUUACAAGAUAUAUUUCAACAUUAAAGUGUACAAUGGAGGAUCUUAAAUAAUGUUAAUAUGGGUCGAAACAUGUUACAUCAACACUUUUUAUUUGAAAUAUAUAUUAAUUUAUUGAUAACUUCUUCAACAAUCUGACAUAGUGAGAGAGAAAAUCCAUGUACAAGGAAUACUUCACAUGGUUUUAUUUGUACAUGAAAUACAAAUGUAAUAGAAACUUUUAUUAUUUGAUUUAAAAAAAUUGUGACUUAGUGAUAAGAUUCUCGUGUCUGUUAUAUAUAAACAGGUUUAUGCAUUCGUAGAUCAUUGUGAUACAUGUAUGUGAUUGUAGUGUAAUCAAAAGUCUAUCUUGUCAGUUUGAAAAUAGGAGAUAAUGAAAAAAUUGAAGGUUAUUUUGAAUGUUAUUCUUUGUUUGGUGGAAAGAACAGAUUAAUUCACUACUUUUUAUGCAUUUUGGAUACUAGAUUGAUUUAAAAAUAUGUGUAUUUGGUUUUUUUUAUCAGCCUUUCAACAUUAAUAAUAUUAUUUCUAGCCAUACUAAGCCUAAAAUUAAUGAAUGACUUUAUAUUGAAUUUGUAUUCUUGUUGCAAAUUUCUUUGUCUGGCGACCGCAAAAUCAUGGCUGAGGUCUGCAAACAUUUGUAAUUUUUAAAGAUUGAUUUUCAUUUGAAACAUUGCCAAGUUCUUUAAUGAUUUAUUAUUUGGUGUGUGUGAAAUUUAUUGAUAUUCAUAAACAUCUCAGGAAUCAUAAUUGUCGAAUGGUUUGUCACAUAUUAAUGCUGACAUGUUGAAACAAUCGAGAAAAAAGCAGAAGAUCAAUUUUGAGUGUAACAGUUGAAUAUUUUAGAAUCUAUAGAUUCAUUGUUUGUACAGUGCAAUGAAAAGAACUGUAAUAACUGUAAGAGAAAAUAAUGAGCUUAUCUCCCUUUGAAUAAAGAUAUUACAAAAAAAUGUAUGAUAAUGGACAGUAAUUUGUCUUUAAAGAAAUAGAUAAAAAGCUAAAAUCAGGAAAAACUUGAUUUAACGGCAUGUUAAUUUGACCAUACUAAAUUGAAAGUAAAUGAUUUGUUUUGAUCAUCAGAAUUGGACCUAUUAAAAUUUUUCAGUGGUGAAAAUCUCUUGGCUAGUGGAUAAAGUCAGGUGACUUGUAAAAUGAUGACAUUUGAAAGAAAUCACAGUUGCCAAAAUUUCUUUUGUUUUCUAAUUGUAGUGAUGUUGUAACUGUUACUUGUAGAUAAGAGAUAUACAGAUAUGUUGAUAUUCAUUGUAUUUUGUAAUUAAAUUCCUAUAAAACGCUUACAA